Messenger RNA from Triticum turgidum subsp. durum (durum wheat), 471 nucleotides. The record is from the annotation of a GenBank genome assembly. Lineage: Eukaryota; Viridiplantae; Streptophyta; Magnoliopsida; Poales; Poaceae.
AUGGCGGCCUCCUCCCACUCCGCCGUCAUCUUGGUGCUGCUGUUGCUCCUCCUCGUCGUGGCGUUCGUGCCCGCACCGGCAGCAGCAGUGAGCCCCUCCAAGCGCCCCACCCAUCAGCCUCCCUCUUUCCCUGCCGGAAUCUCUACCCUGCGGCAGCUGGCUGCAAGCUCGAGCAGCGGGUACGCCACUGCGGCGAAGCCGUUCACGGCGCAGUACUUCCUGCAGGAGCUGGACCACUUCACCUUCACGCCCAACUCCUCCCGCGUCUUCUCCCAGAAGUACCUCCUCAACGACACCUUCUGGCGGCGGAAGCCCACCGUCGGGCCGCUGUUUGUGUACAUGGGCGGCGAGGCCGACAUUGAGUGGUUGGCCACCACCACCGGCUUCAUGUUUGACAUCGCGCCAGAGUUCGGGGCUCUCAUCGUCUUCAUCGAGGUAACCAUCUUUUGCCACAUCCUCCGCCAUGGCUGA